Messenger RNA from Mya arenaria, 938 nucleotides. Its product is annotated as macrophage mannose receptor 1-like. Lineage: Eukaryota; Metazoa; Mollusca; Bivalvia; Myida; Myidae. The record is from RefSeq and is a predicted model, not a curated record. Bases 34 to 870 code for a protein of 278 amino acids. The transcript is spliced from 7 exons.
GCUAUCGAGGCCCGGGAGGCGAGGAUAUCAUGUAUGGAGUGCUGUGACACACCUUUCUGUAAUCAAAAUGGAUGCAACAUCACAGCUCCGCUCCGGGUCCACAGAGGCCCAUUCUGUUAUGCCUGUAACCAAACCCGGGACCCAGACAGAUGCGACCAUUUCAUGGAGUGUAAGGCAAACGAGGUUUGCAUGGUAUAUCGACCACACGAAUUGAGUUCCUUGCCAGAUGUAAUAUACAGGAGCAAGUGUGAUACAUUGCAGGGUUGCCAAGCAGUGAUGUCGGCUGGCCACUCGUGUGCCACCUGCUGUGCUGACGAUUUCUGCAAUACACACUGUGGAGUGAACCCGAUACUCCCCACUCUUCCGACAACACCACCGCCACCCACAACCACAACCCCACCCACAACUACAGCUGGGGCGUGUAGUGAGCAUCACCAUUACGACGAAAUGUCCCAGCUGUGCCUGCGGAUAGUGGAGGAAAGGGUCCUGCCCUUCUUGUACGCAGACUUCUUCUGUAAGGGGAUGGGGGACAUUCUGGUGGAGAUCGACACCCACGAGAAAUACAUCUUUUUACAGAGCGUCUUGCUUCGACACUCUACUUUGCCAACCAACCAACAGAAGUACUGGAUAGGCGCGAGCACUAAGCCUGGCUCUGACGUCUUCCAUUGGCAAAGCGGGGCGAGACUUCCGAGUCAGUACUGGGCUAGACACCUGACACUCACAUCACACACGGACAGCAGGUGCGCACUGGUCGACGGAACGCAGUUGUACAUGUGGAACAAGGAUAGAUGUACCGUAUCACACCAUUUUAUAUGUUCAAGUGCAGGUAAUUCCAACACGAAUACCAGUAGUUCGAGCUUGUUCGGAUGAUACGCUGACGGUCUGGCACAAUGUUGAUCUGUGAUGUCAUUUUGAUUGUGGAAUAAAAAUUUAAAUUG